Rodentolepis nana is the source of this 502-nucleotide messenger RNA. The record is from the annotation of a GenBank genome assembly. NCBI's taxonomy places the organism in Eukaryota, Metazoa, Platyhelminthes, Cestoda, Cyclophyllidea, Hymenolepididae.
GUUUGGAGGAUUUGAGGAGUUUAAACGACACAAUAUCUCCCCCGAUGGCACUUUGACACCGUCUAGGAAAUUACUCUGCGGUAUGGGAGCGGGUGUUUGUGAGGCCAUCUUAGUGGUGACUCCAAUGGAAACAGUGAAAGUUAAAUUUAUAAAUGACCAGGUCUCCGCGAAACCUCACUAUCGUGGCUUCAUCCAUGGCGUACGCUGUAUCUCUAAGGAAUUCGGUCUCUCGGGUUUGUACAAAGGUGUAACACCGACAAUCUUCAAACAGGGCACAAAUCAGGCGAUUCGUUUCUUUACCAUGGAGAGUCUGAAAGAGGCUUACCGAAAACACCGGGGUGAUGCGACACCUAAUCAACCAGUACCAAAGCUGAUCACUGGUCUCUUCGGUAUUGCCGCUGGGGCCGCGUCUGUCUAUGGUAACACACCCCUAGACGUCAUCAAAACGCGUAUGCAGACGAUGCUUAUGAGACGGGGUAUAAUGAGUAUGGCAUGCCUGUAA